AUGUCCAGAUCCCAGUCACCUAAGAAGAUGGAGUCUGUUACCUCCGAAGGCCCCUGGAAAUCCGAACAUCCAUUCGGUCCUCCUCACGUUCCUCGUUCACCUCCUGCGGGCAUUCAACGGAUACGAAACACCUUGCACAAGCUCUCACCCUCAGCCCUCGCGGAAAAGGAACUUCUACGCAAGAAGAACCAGUACAAGAGUCCUCUCACGCAACGCAAUGUCGACAAUUUCGUCACAGAACAAGAAUGCAACGAAGCCUACAAGCCCAAUUUACACUCCCCGGAGAUCCAAGUCAACGAAUGGCUCCAGCGAGUAUCUUGA
This is a messenger RNA of Penicillium brevicompactum, 321 nucleotides long. RefSeq lists its product as uncharacterized. The transcript has a single exon. The coding region runs from base 1 to 321 and encodes 106 amino acids. NCBI's taxonomy places the organism in Eukaryota, Fungi, Ascomycota, Eurotiomycetes, Eurotiales, Aspergillaceae. The record is from RefSeq and is a predicted model, not a curated record.